GACGUCACAGCUUGAAGACCAGACCACUCUGGGGUGCAGUGUUGGAUUUAACAGCAUUGGAAUUCAACAUUGUUCUCUAGCUACAGAUGGGCGGUGGAAAAGUUAUUUGAUUGAUGGUUGCACGAGUGGAACAAGACCCUGCAGUCAGCUUCAUCGGAACAGUGAAAAGGGAGAGGUGAGCAGUGACCAUGAAGGCUAUAUGUCACUCUGUUUCCACCAUGGCUGGCAAGAUGCCUUGGUUGCUCCUUACUCUGUUGGUAUCAUGGACAGUCUUGUGUUCAGCAGACAUAAAGCAGACAAGAUGGCCAUUAUAUUCCCAGAAGCCAGUUCUUCUUGUUUGGAAUGCUCCAACACAGGAUUGUGUCCCACGGCACGGAGUAACUUUGUCUCUGGAGCAGUUUGACAUUGUGGCAUCCCCCAAUGAGGGCUUUGUCCGGCAGAACCUAACAAUCUUCUAUAAGGAGCGCCUUGGGUUGUAUCCCUAUUAUGAACGGGGUGGCACAGCAGUGAACGGAGGUCUUCCUCAGCUUGCCAGCCUUGCUCAGCACUAUGAAAAGAUGCCUGAAGGUGUGCAAAAAUAUAUCCGUGAGCCAGAAGCAAAAGGUUUGGCUGUUAUUGACUGGGAGGAAUGGAGACCAUUGUGGAUCCGAAAUUGGGAUACUAAAGAUAUCUAUCGAAGUAAAUCUCGAGAACUGGUGGCCCAAAAGAACCCAACGUGGACCCCGGAACAAGUGGGAAAAGUAGCCCAGCAGGAGUUUGAGCUAUCAGCACGCAAAUUCAUGCUGGAGACACUAAAACAUGCCAAGAAUCUGAGGCCAAAUCAACUGUGGGGCUUCUACCUAUUUCCAGAUUGUUAUAACCAUGACUACAGGGGUGGCCUGAAGAACUACACAGGACGCUGUCCUGCUGUGGAGAUUGCCCGCAAUGAUCAACUAAACUGGUUGUGGAUGGAAUGUACGGCAUUCUUUCCUUCUAUAUACAUGGGAUCUGUGCUCGGCUCUACACACUACGGGCGUCUCUUUGUCCGAAACAGAGUGAAGGAGGCAAUGCGUCUGGCAUCCGUUGGUGAUGGGUUGGCUCGCCCUGUUUUUGUUUACACCCGCCCUACUUACAUCAAUCAGAUGGCCUUUCUAACUGAGGUGGAUCUGGUCUCCACCAUUGGUGAGAGUGUUGCACUCGGAGCUGCAGGUGUAGUCUUCUGGGGGGACACCUCCUAUGGAAGCAGCAAUGCCAACUGCAAAAGCAUUGAUGGAUAUCUUAAGGGACCGCUGGGUCGGUACCUUCUCAAUGUAUCUACAGCCGCAGAACAGUGCAGUCAGGUGCGGUGUAAAUCCCAUGGCCGCUGUCUACGCAAAAUACCAGACAAUGAUGUGUACCUGCAUCUCAGCCCCUCAACGCACAGCAUCACCAGUCAGGGCGGCCAGCUGAGGGUUUCGGGGGGUCCUGGCCGAGCUGAACUGGAUGUUUUUCGCACACACUUCCAGUGCCAGUGCUACAGUGGGUACAGAGGUGAGAGCUGUGCGGAGAAAGAAAAGGGAAAUAGAGGGUCCUCUGUCUUAGGGACCUGGCCUCUGUGCCUUUUACUCCCACUCGGACUUUUCACUCUGCUACACUGAGGAAACAGAGAAGUGAAACUAUUCAGUGCUUCUGCCAACCCUGAGUAGGGCAGUCCAGAUUUUUCAACAUGAAGGUGGUAAGUUUCUUUGCACUAGUGAUCAUCAAGAACAACAGACACUCGGUUCAUUUCCCAGUAAGUCAGGAGAUUUUUAUUCCAGCCCAAUGACAAGCUGCACUGGCAGAGCUCCAACCUCAGGACCUUCUAUUUUGACUAACAUUAAUCUUUUUAAAGUGCAACUGUUUUUUUUACUGAGAUCAGAUCAUGCCAAAAAUCAUAAUUUCAUGUAUUAGGCCUCUUACAGGUCACAUGCUGACCCUGACCUCCGGAUCAGGAAGUCUUUUAGCUGUCCGCUUUUGAUUUACCAGUAUUUCUGUUGGACCAUUCAAUAUAAAAAAAAACGAGAUGUUAGUAGAAAUUCAUAAAAGAGAGGUACUUUUGACAGUUUGACAGCUUGUGACGAGCACAAUUGACACAAAACAACGACAGGUAUUCUGCACUUGUUUGUUAGCAUAUUAAUGGGCCUUUCUCAAACCUGACCAUCCCCAACUACAUCUGAAGACUAACUCAUGGUUAGCAGUUCCAAGACUGAAAAAGUGGCAAAUGGCAUGUCACACUGUAUGGUAGUGGCAUGCCAUGGCAUAUGCCUGUAGUUCAGUGACAUGUGGCCUGGCCAACUCUGUGCUUCUACAGGGAGCUGGUCCCAUCAGUGUUAUGCCACAAAACAUUUUUAUCUUUAUUUACAACGUAAGUGCUGUAUAUUGAUAUAAAUACAGGAGUGUAUGUGUCUCUUAUCGGUUUGUCAUGUGUUCUGAAAGGUGGUUGGUACCUCUGUCAUGAUGCCAGCCAGAUUUAAUCUAUAGCACCAAAAACAAGAUCCCACAUCAGAGAAACCCUUGCCUUGAGGAAAAAGAUUGAAUAGCUAACCUAUUGCUAUCAACCUGGAGUUGGCCGCCUUUUACUUGUGUAUUUAUGAUUGACUUAGUACAUUUGGUUGCAUGUAAUGUAAUGUGGGAUUGUGUUUCAUCUGCCAUUGACUACUCUUCCUAUCCUGCUGGCCCCCUGACAUACUGCUGAACUACCUGCCACUGAUCUACUGGCAUAAACUGUAACAUGCCAUUGGCUACUUUUUGAUCUGGCUCACUCCUUACAGCUGAAUGAAGCACACCUCUUCAAGGUGUAGAACUCAGAUACAGCGGCAAGCUUCUCACAUGAACUCCCCUCUCUCAUUGGAACUUUAUUUAACCAUGGAUUCAUGUCACACAAAUGAUGUGUAGUCUACAUGAAAAACCAUGACACAGGCUCUUAAAAAUCACUCCACACCAUGCCAAAACACUCUCUAAGUUUUAAGCAGCAUUUUUUUGUAAAAUUGUUAUUGUUAUUCAAUCUGAUGUUUAUGAGCUGCUUAUUUUUUGCUAGUGCCUGUAAGUAGAAAAUGCAUCAAAUUAACACCUGUAGCAUUUUGUAGACAAGCAUAAUGAAUUAGAUUCUGAAUAUAAUGUAUCUAUGACUUUUAUAUUGUACUUUAUUUUUAUGUUUUUUAAAGAUAUAUUUUUGGCCUUUUUGCCUGUAUUUGAUAGAACAGCUGAAGAGAGACAGGAAAUGUGGGGAGUAGAGAGUGGGGGAAGGCAUGAAGAAAAUGGUCAUCCGGCGACCCCUGUGACAAGGACUGUAGCCUCUGUAUGUGGGGCGCUUAGACCGCUAGGCCACCAGCGCCCCUUUAUUAUACUUUAUUGAAAGCCAUUUUAAAACUUUUGGUUUUGCAGGAUUUUCUAUAGCUGAAAAUAAACUGUGUUACACCUGUUUGGUCAGUCUGCAGAUUGACAGACUUGCUAAUGAGGGGAUUAAUAACCUACGCCCACACCACAUUCAGAGGUUUGGCAAACCUGGCACUGUGUGUGGCGCCGCAUCCUCCUUAAGUGUGAGCAAACAGAGUGGGUAUGUGUAGUGGUAGGUUCAAGAAAGGCCCAAGGUGUUACGCGCUCUUGCAGACAUCCUCUUGAAACACAUACAUUGUUUAUUACACCAGAAGGUGGAGACAUAGAUUCUCCAACAGCUCUCCUUAUCUUUUGCUUAUCGAAAACAACAUGGUGGGACCUGCCUGCUUCAGCUAAUAGUUGUGCCUUAACUGGACUACAAAGUGCUUUUUGUAUAAGGUACUAUUGUUUACAGCUUGUGAUUAUUGAGGGUUUCAUCUCAGCCCCCUCCUGGGCACAGUGCUUUUUACUGAUAGUAACUCUAAAUGCCUACCAGUUUGACUGAAUGGUCUGUUAAAGUGUAUAUCAGAAAAUGUAGGUAGAGCUGUAGUGUUAUUUGUUAAUGCUGUCUACAAAUUUGCUUAGACAUAACUGUGAAAAAAAGAUAUGAUUUAAAAAAAGGAAAAUUCAUCAAACAGGUAAUGGUACUUCAAACUUUAGCCAAAUAUGUCAACUGUCAUCAAGUCAGACUAGUGGGUUAAUUGGUACUUGCACUUUAACUGUAUAAACACAAUAUAUGACUGAUCAAGGCCAACUUUAUUAUGUUCUAGAUAUACUUGUAUUUUUGCGUGUUCAUUUGCAAAUGAUUGUCAAAAAUGUAUUUACAGAAACGCCAAAACUCAUUUCUUAUGUCUGCAACAAUUGUAAAUGUUAAGGGAUCAUUUGAGAAUAUUAUGAUGUACAAAAAAAUCUAAUCCCUGGCAGAUAUACCGUUAUCACUUAAACAAAAUCUCACAUAUUAUCAGCAGUAUUAGUUUGUAUGAUCAAGUUAAAUAGUUCUAUAUUUUGACUUGCUUGUACAGCAGUGUGUUUCAGUGUUCUUUCAAAGUUAUUGUGUUCACACUAAGUAGCUGCAACUUUGUGUUAGUUCAUUUACAAUUCAAUCUAUUUCCUAGACUGGUGCUAGCUGAGCAUUUUCAUAUUUAUAAAGUAGGUUUUAUUUAUUCUAUAUGGUCUUGCUCACAGAAGUAUUUUGCUACCUGAAAUCUGUCAAGGUACGAGUAUGCAAAUGUUCAUUUAUGCUGUUAUUUACAAACUUAACAGUGGGAAUUCACAAAGAUACUUCUGCAGUAGAACAUUUUCAUCCAUGUUGUAAACUUUAUUUACUUUUGGCACUUUAUCUACUUUUUUGUUGCGGUGAAUCCAGCUUAAGUUCAUGUUGAAACUUUCCAGAAGUGAAAUAUCUGUGAUCUGUGGCUGGUACAGAAACCUUUAUGGUGUAUUGUCAGAGCAUAUCAGUACGAUGCAGUGUUUUGAUUUACAUUUCAUUUAAUUUUUCAUGUCAGAGACAUUCCACUGUGAAUCUAGUCUAGAGGAAAUGUAUGCCUCUUCCAUAGUUUCCAACUUAGUUGAAUUUUUAGAUAAGUUUGUAUUUUUCAUUAUCUCUAAAUAUGACAUUAUGUUUGAGCAAAGUCUGAUGAACAACAUAUUAAUCAGACAUAGAAACACCUUAACACUUGAAUGACAGAAUGUCACUCAUGAGACAUAUGACGCAUAUUUUACUGUUUCAACAUAUGCAUACAAUGUUCAAAGUAAAUUCAAAAUGGUUUACAUAUUUCAAUGUAAUUGUUUAAACUGUUAAGCAGUGAUUUAUUUGUAUUAGUUAUACAAUAGUGUAAAUAUCAAUGUAAGACUGUAAAAUUAAUCUUACUAUUUAAAGGCAGGUUGGUUCAGAAUCAAUUCUGAUACCUGCUGUUAUGGACCUCCUUAUACAGCAUCAACCUGGGAGGUACAAUUUUCUGAGUCCUAAAACUAUAAAUCUGUUAUUUUUAUCUUGCAAAAUCUCAUAAACAUGCUUUUGUAUCACUCCAUCUUUUUUUCAGAGCAGCCUUAGUGUUUAAAGUGUUUAAAUGCCUUAUUCUGCCUUAAUGUACUGUUAUUGUUUUAAACCAAAAUUGAAAAAGGGUUUUGUAUUUCACAACAUUUUAUAAUCGCCUUACACAGAGGGUAUUUCAUUUUUUGAAUUUGAAUCUUUUUUUUUCUCUUUUUUUUACUGGGGGACAGAGAUUCCACCCAUGAAGGGAAAGUUUCACUCUGUGCAAAAAAUAAAAUUUAUUCAAAAUAAA
Messenger RNA from Notolabrus celidotus (New Zealand spotty), 5657 nucleotides. It is a transcript of the gene hyal2b, whose product is annotated as hyaluronidase 2b. The record is from RefSeq and is a predicted model, not a curated record. NCBI's taxonomy places the organism in Eukaryota, Metazoa, Chordata, Actinopteri, Labriformes, Labridae. The transcript is spliced from 5 exons. Gene Ontology annotation, biological process: hyaluronan catabolic process; carbohydrate metabolic process. Gene Ontology annotation, molecular function: hyaluronoglucuronidase activity; hyalurononglucosaminidase activity. The coding region runs from base 189 to 1616 and encodes 475 amino acids.